Seriola aureovittata is the source of this 6427-nucleotide messenger RNA. Its product is annotated as ELKS/Rab6-interacting/CAST family member 1-like. Bases 641 to 4216 code for a protein of 1191 amino acids. The transcript has 24 exons. The record is from RefSeq and is a predicted model, not a curated record. Gene Ontology annotation, biological process: maintenance of presynaptic active zone structure; neuromuscular synaptic transmission; regulation of synaptic plasticity. Lineage: Eukaryota; Metazoa; Chordata; Actinopteri; Carangiformes; Carangidae. Gene Ontology annotation, molecular function: structural constituent of presynaptic active zone. Gene Ontology annotation, cellular component: cytoskeleton of presynaptic active zone.
CCGGGCAGUGGGGAAGCCACCAGUGGUAGAGCUGGCAAAGACGGAAAAGAGGGAAAGAUAGACAGAAGAGAUAGACAGGAGACGGGGAGACAACCCGAAGGAGAGCGUUUCCCCUCGGCUGACUGUCUGCUACGUUACGAAGCGUCACUUUGAGGUUUGACAGCGGCAGAAUAACUGAAGAGGAUAUGUGACUGGCCUUUUUUUGUUUUUCUUUUUGAAACACGGAGCUUGUUUCACAACCGAGGGCAGUAACGUUAACACAGCCGCAGUAAUCCUGUCACAGCAGGCCUCGUGGAUUAGCUGGCUACCUUUAUCUAAAGGAGUGCCCUAUUGGUUAUUGUUUUCUAACAAAGCCCAUGGAUUACAGUGAGGGUGUUGGAGAGGCCUUGACCACAGUUAUGUCAACACUGCAUCAGGAUACUUCAAGUCAAGAAGCUCUACAGUAGAAGACUGAAGGGAGUUAGUGUUUUCAACUACUAGAUUUAGUAUUUAAGAUUUUUCUCUGGUCAUUUAUUUUACAUUUUUUGCUUACUACAGUUGACUUUUUGGACAAUCAUCUCACGGUUUUGAUUCAGCCGAUUUAUUCAUUUGACCCAGAUACUCUUACGUCUCUGCAGUAUACACCUUAUAUUGUCUCACCAUGUACGGUAGCUCACGUUCUGUCUCCAAGCUGGAUGUUGUUGGAUCCAAUGGUAACGGGUCAGUGUCUGGGAGUCCCGGUCGCUCCCCGCGCCUCCCUCGCUCCCCACGCCUCGGACACCGGAGGAACAGCAGCAGCAGCUCCACCGGUGGACUAACCGGCUCUGGUAAAACACUGUCCAUGGAGAAUAUUCAGUCUCUUAAUGCUGCCUAUGCCACGGGCGGUCCUAUGUACUUCACUGACACAGCUGACGACCCGGUCGGCAUUGGGAGUCUGGGCAGUGGGCUGAAUCCCUCGCUGCCCAAAAGCACCAUGACCUUGGGGAGGGCUGGGGCCAGGGUUCCCUACGGGGUCAGGGCGGCCAUUAUGGGGAGCAGUCCAAAUAUAAACACUGGAGGAGGAGGGGGAGGCGGUGGAGCGGUCAUGCCCAGUGAUGCUAUAGCGUUUGGGGGGGAACUGCAAAACCAGCCUCCACAGGCAGCUACUGUGCCCCACUCCAUGAGACAGGUGAGAGAUGGUGCCAUGUCAGACCUGCAGACACAACUAAGAGAAGUGCUGAGAGAGAAUGAACUACUACGCAGAGAACUGGAGGCUAAAGAGUCCAAGCUUAGCUCCUCUAUGAACUCCAUUAAGACGUUUUGGAGUCCAGAGCUGAAGAAAGAGCGAGCGCUCAGGAAGGAUGAAGCCACAAAGAUGACUGUCUGGAAGGAACAAUACAGAGUGGUACAAGAGGAAACACAGCAUCUUCAGUGCACCAUCCAGGCUUUACAAGAUGAGCUCCGAAUCCAACGAGAUCUCAACCAGCUCUUCCAGUCCGAUUACUCGGAGUCCGGUCACCUCGGAAACCACCCCAUCUCCCCUCAGGAAAUGACAGAGGAGAACUUCCUGCGUCUCCACGGCGAGUACGAGCGGCAGAUCAAAGAGCUCUUCCUCCUGAGGAAGACUGUGGAAGAAAUGGAGCUGAGGAUAGAUACACAAAAACACACACUAACUGCCAGGGACGAGUCAAUAAAGAAGUUACUGGAAAUGUUGCAGAGUAAAGGUCUGUCGUCACGGGCAACAGAAGAGGACCAUGAACGUACAAGGCGACUGGCUGAUGCUGAGAUGACCAUCCAUCAGCUGGAGGGCCUACUGGAGCGAAAAGACAAGGAGAUGCUCCAACUCAGAGAGGAGCUGCACAGGAGAUAUGAAGCAGCUCCAGAGUCAACAAAGACCAAGGCCCUGCAGACAGUCAUCGAAAUGAAGGAUGCAAAGAUCAGCUCACUGGAGCGCGGCAUGAGAGAGCUGGAGGAGGAGGUGAACAUGCUCAAGUCCAACGGAGCUCUGAGCAGUGAGGAGAGAGAGGAGGAGAUCAAACAGAUGGAAGUCUACAGAUCCCACUCCAAGUUCAUGAAGAACAAGGUUGAGCAGCUGAAGGAAGAGCUAACUCACAGCCAAUCAGAGAAGGAGGAGCUAAGGCAACGAGCCAAUGAGCUUCAGCGGGAGGUGUCAGCAAUGGACCAGGCGAAGCAGGAUCUGAGUCGUAAGGACAGCGAGCUGUUGGCUCUCAGGACCAAACUGGACACUCUGAACAAUCAGUUCUCUGACAGUAAACAACACGUGGAUGUUCUCAAAGAGUCGCUCACUGCCAAAGAACAGAGAGCCGCCAUACUUCAGACUGAGGUGGAUGCCCUGCGUCUGCGACUAGAAGAAAAGGAAUCUCUCCUCUCUAAAAAGAGUCAGCAGAUAUCAGAGCUGACAGAGGAGAAGAGCACUCAGCAAGGAGAGAUCACCGACCUCAAAGACAUGCUGGACGUCAAAGAACGCAAAGUUAAUGUGCUGCAGAAGAAGAUAGAGAACCUCCAGGAUCAGCUGAGGGAUAAAGAGAAACAGCUUAGCGGUCUGAAAGACAGAGUCAAGUCUUUACAGACAGACACUUCCAACACCGACACAGCACUGGGAACACUGGAGGAGGCUCUGGCUGAGAAGGAGCGAAUCAUUGAGCGCCUGAAGGAGCAGCGAGAGAGGGAGGAGAGAGAAAAGGGAGAGGAGAUGGAGUCCAGCAAGAAGGAGCUGAAGGAAUUGAGGGAGAAAGUUUCCCAGCUACAGGCUGACCUGGCUGACCGCGAGACAUCGGUGUUGGAUCUGAAGGAGAAGGCUUCCUCUCUGGCUUCCUCCACUCUGAAGAAGGACAACAGGCUGAAGAGUCUGGAGAUCGGCCUGGAGCAGAAGAGGGAGGAGUGUAUCAAACUGGAGAACCAGCUUAAGAAGGCUCAGAGUGCAGCAGCAGAGUCCCAGGCCAGCACUGAACUCUCCGAACGCAUCUCCUGCCUGGAGCAGGAAGUGACCCAGCACAAGGAGGAUGCUGGAAAGGCCCAGUCUGAGGUGGAACGGCUGCUGGAGAUCCUGAGGGAGAUGGAGAAUGAAAAGAACGACAAGGAGAAAAAGAUCCACGAACUGGAGAGAAAUCCUUCCGCUUCUCAUCUGUGGCGUUCUCAGCAGUCGCGAAAACAGGCCCCUCCCCCUGCUGCAUCUCAGCAGCCUAUGGGGGGGAUGGUGUGGGACUACCUGGGCACUCUUGCCUCAAGGCAGAUGAAGGACCAGUCGAAGAAGGUGGCCAACCUGAAACACAAGGAGCAGCUGGAGAAAAGCAGGAACGCCCAGCUCAUGGAGGAGGCCAAGAAGAGAGAGGACAAUCUCAGCGAAAGCUCCCAGCAGAUUAAGGACUCCCUCCGUCAGAAGGAGGAUCGCAUCGAAGAGCUGGAGGAGGCGCUGAGAGAGAGCGUUCAGAUCACAGCAGAGAGGGAGGUGGUGCUCGCCCAGGAGGAGCAAGCACGCACACAGUCCGAGAAACAGGUGGAGGACCUGCUGGUUGCCAUGGAGAAGGUGAAACAGGAACUGGAGGUGAUGAAAGCCAAGCUGUCAUCAACUCAGCUCUCACUGGCCGAGAAGGAAGGUCACCUGACCGCCCUGCGGGCUGAGAGGCGGAAGCACCUGGAGGAGGUCCUGGAGAUGAAGCAAGAGGCGCUGCUGGCUGCUAUUAGUGAGAAAGACGCCAACAUCGCCCUGCUAGAGCUCUCCUCAUCCAAGAAGAAGAAAACCCAGGAGGAGGUGGCCGCUCUGAAGAGGGAGAAGGACAGUCUGGUCCAGCAGCUCAAACAGCAGACUCAAAACCGGAUGAAGUUGAUGGCGGACAACUACGAGGACGACCACCUAAAGGUCGCGUCUCCAAACUCAGAGCAGCCCAACAAUCACAAACCCUCCCCAGACCAGAUUCUUUCUCCCCUCCUGGAUCUCAAUCAGAAUCGCAGUAAACUGAAGCUGUACAUCAGUCACCUGACCUCACUGUGUCAGGAGCGAGACCCAAUCAUAUUGCAGGACUUCGCCCCGCCCCCGGCCUAUCACCGCUCUGACUCCGCCUCCUGGCAUACGCAGCUGCACAGCAUGACGCAGGAACAGUUGGAGGCGGAGUUAGAGCUGUGUGAGAGGGAGGGCGCGGAGCUCCAGGAGUACGCCAAUCAGGUCCUGCAGCAGAUCGCCGACCGAUGCCCCGACAUCUUGGAACAAGUCGUCAACGCCCUGGAGGACAGCUGCUGACACUCGCACACAAGCAGAUACACACUCAUAAAUAAGCUCACAUGAACACAUUCAUUAGCACACAGUCAAACAAGAAGCACGCAAACAUGCACCAAACGUUUAAUACUCAGUCACACACACAGGAAGUCUCCAACAAGCCCCCUUAAUCCUCCUGACACACAAGUAAAAGCCACAGUGUUGGAAAUGAAGAUGAAGACUUUUGCUUCCACAGCUCUUCACUCAUCUCAUUUUCACAGAUGGAAAAGGGGAUCUAAAAAAAAAAUAUCACAUUAUUACUGAAAAAUAUUCUUCCACUGAGUCCUCAGUCACCAGAGUUUUGAAUUAGCAGUGCCAGCUGAGGGAAUCAUUGUUCAUUUUUCAGUUCAGAGUGCGUUGUUGGCUUGCUAGUUCAUUGGAAAUAGUUGAUGUUUUUGAGACGUUAAACAUGUACUUUCCUAACUGGUCCAAAACAGAAGGAGCCUUCACUUCACUUCACUUCACUUGCCAUCUGUGACUCUUCGCAGUGGCCAUCUUGUGUCCUUCCAGGCAGUCAGCAGUUGGACUCGCAAUCGUGAUUUCAUGAAUUUAAAAAUUCAAACUGUAUAAAAAGGUUGAAAGUGAGCUGAGUUUGCCAUGUUGUCUCUGAUGCCAGAUUUACACACUGUUGCCACAUUGUUAUUUGAUUGGUUCAGAUACAAAAGUGUUUUAUUUCAGCUGCCUUUGGUUCUUUACAUCAUUUGCUGCUAUCUUUUCUUAUCAUUUCUUAUUUGGUUUUAGUUUUUUGUCAGGUAUCUGAUGAAAUGUACCAGCUUGCAGUUUCUUUCAGCAGUAAUCUCUAGGUAGUUGUGUAAAUUGUAAAGAGAGAAGUUUAAUUAACAGAAACACAGCUUUCAUCAGGGGAACAUGACGCUUUUCAUCUAUUGUUUUCCAUCACAGAUGAAAGGCACAAACUAACUACAAUAAAUCUCGCAAUACUCCCUUUAUUAAAACACACCAGUGUAGAUGGUUUGUGUUUCUUUUUAACCUAAGAAAACAACAUGUUGUGUUCAGUUAUGGUGUCCAUGCUGAAAUUACGUUGAGUUCAGAUAAUCCCUCACUCGACCUUUUGUGACAAUCCCUUUAGAGUUAACACAAGGAGAAUCUGAACUUACUCAUUUCCCCUUAUUGAAGCAUCUUUUCUUUUCUUUCUUGUCUUUCUUUCUUGGGAGGGAGGGAGGAAAUAUAAAGUAAUUGUUAUAUAUUUUUUGCUUUUGGUAAUAUAUAUAUAUAUGUAUAUAUAUAUGUAUAUAUAUAUGUGUGUGUAUAUAUAUAUAUAUAUAUAUAUAUAUAUAUAUAUAUAUAUAUAUAUUUAUAUAUAUAUUAAAAAAAAACAUUUAUCUUGUUUAAUUGAAAAUAUUGUCAUCUAUUGGUUGGUAUGUUACAUAAUGUGUCAAAAUCUUUUUUCUUUUUGUGAUUUGCAAGAAACCACAGAUUUGUUCCACACACAGGAGACUGUUAUUGGGAACGUACAUUGCACCUACUGGAGGUUCUGUGUCCACCGGGAACCUUUUUCAUCAGAAGCAGUUUCUUGUUCUUGUUGUUUACAGUGGAAAUGACACUAAUGCAUGUUUCCCACAGCGCUGACAGCCUUAGCAUGAUUUAAACGCUUGCAGCAACGAGCACUAGAGGUUCUUAUUGUUUCAAAUUCAAGCAAAAGCUCCUCUAACAGAGGUUUUAUCGUCUCAUAUUGUAUUGAGUGCUGAAGACAUGUUGAGCGCUGCUCCCUAAAAAAGAAAUACCUGGUGGACCCAGAACCCAGAGACAGGGAUUUACACUCCAAUCUCAAAUCUGAUUUUACACCCAACUCUGAACUUAAGGCUUUCAGAGCAGGCACCUAAGCAGUGUCUUCAAACAGCUCAGAGCAACAUGGGUGUAAGUGAGGAGUUCCAUUUCAAAACUGUUUUGGGAGGAGAAAUCUGUGGUGCAGUUGCCACAAAUGUUACUGGUUUGAAUUUGCUCAAAGCUUUAAUAAUCAUGCACGAGGUUGCGUAACAUUUGACAAACGGAGGCUAUUUUAUUUUGGAAUGAAACUCUGCCAGAUAUGAGCUCGUGCUGUAAAUCCAGUGUUUUGUUGUGUGUUUUAUACUGAUAAUGUUUUGUCUUUGGGAGUGGUGAUGACUGGGACUCACCGGCACUUUGUUGUGGAUUGAAAACCGGAAUGAGAGAAUGGAAUAAAAGAUGGAUUUAUCUUUA